AUGGAGAUCGCCCUGGUGCCCCUGGAGAACGGCGGUGCCAUGACCGUCAGAGCAAGAGGUGAGGCCGAAACAGGCUGCGGGCAGGCCACAGGGGGAGCGCUCCAGUGUCCCCCGACGGUUGGGCUCACGGAUGGACCCAAAGAAGUGGCGCCUACAGGGCAUAGCUUGCAGAGGGGCGCGGACCCGGGAGGGCGGCCUUUGCCUCCGCUGCCAGAGGAGCUGCCACCGCCUAGACGGCCGCCUCCAGAGGACGAGGAGGGAGAAGGCCACCCGGGCCUGGACAUGGCGGAGGACCAGGCGCUGAGCGCGGCGUCCCUUCACCACCAGCGCGUCCUCAUAAACAUUUCUGGGCUGCGUUUUGAGACGCAGCUGGGCACGCUGGCGCAGUUCCCCAAUACCCUCCUGGGGGACCCCGCCAAGCGCCUGCGCUACUUCGAUCCCCUGAGAAACGAGUACUUCUUCGACCGCAACCGGCCCAGCUUCGACGGCAUCCUCUACUACUACCAGUCGGGGGGCCGCCUGCGGAGGCCGGUCAACGUCUCCCUGGACUUGUUCGCAGACGAGAUCCGCUUUUACCAGCUGGGUGACGAGGCCAUGCAGCGCUUCAGGGAGGACGAGGGCUUCAUUAAAGAAGAGGAGAAACCCUUGCCCCGCAACGAGUUCCAACGCCAGGUGUGGCUUAUCUUUGAAUACCCGGAAAGCUCUGGGUCGGCACGGGCCAUCGCUAUCGUCUCGGUCCUGGUCAUUCUCAUCUCUAUCAUUACCUUCUGCAUGGAGACCCUGCCCGAGUUCAGGGACGAACGCGAGCUGCUCCGCCACCCCCCAGCGCCCCCCCAGCCUCCCGUGCCGGCCCCCGGGGCCAACGGCAGCGGGGUCGUGGCGCCCCCCUCUGGCCCGACGGUGGCACCGCUCCUGCCUAGGACUCUGGCGGACCCCUUCUUCAUCGUGGAGACCACGUGCGUCGUCUGGUUCACCUUUGAGCUGCUUGUGCGCUUUUUCGCCUGCCCCAGCAAGGCAGAGUUUUCUCGGAACAUCAUGAACAUCAUUGAUGUUGUGGCCAUUUUCCCCUACUUCAUCACCCUGGGCACCGAGCUGGCAGAGCAGCAGCCCGGAGGUGGGGGCGGGGGCGGCCAGAACGGGCAGCAGGCCAUGUCCCUGGCCAUCCUCAGAGUGAUCCGCCUGGUCCGGGUGUUCCGCAUCUUCAAGCUCUCCCGCCACUCCAAGGGGCUGCAGAUCCUGGGCAAGACCUUGCAGGCCUCCAUGAGGGAGCUGGGGCUGCUCAUCUUCUUCCUCUUCAUCGGGGUCAUCCUCUUCUCCAGCGCCGUCUACUUCGCAGAGGCUGACAGCCAGGGGACCCACUUCUCCAGCAUUCCGGAUGCCUUUUGGUGGGCGGUGGUCACCAUGACCACUGUGGGCUAUGGCGACAUGAGGCCCAUCACCGUCGGGGGCAAGAUCGUGGGCUCCCUGUGCGCCAUCGCAGGGGUCCUCACCAUUGCUCUGCCUGUGCCAGUCAUCGUCUCCAACUUCAACUACUUCUACCACCGGGAGACGGACCACGAGGAGCAGGCAGCCUUGAAGGAAGAGCAAGGCAGCCAGAGCCAAGGAACCGGGCUGGACAGAGGGGGCCAGCGGAAGGCCAGCUGGAACAAGGGUUCCUUCUGCAAGACUGUCCAGGGGGGUUCCCUGGACAGUGGGGACAGUACCCGGAGGGGCAGCUGCCCCCUUGAGAAGUGUAACCUCAAGGCCAAGAGCAACGUGGACUUGCGGAGGUCCCUCUAUGCUCUCUGCCUGGACACCAGCAGGGAGACAGAUUUGUAA
Otolemur garnettii (small-eared galago) is the source of this 1818-nucleotide messenger RNA. It is a transcript of the gene KCNA5, whose product is annotated as potassium voltage-gated channel subfamily A member 5. Gene Ontology annotation, molecular function: protein binding; delayed rectifier potassium channel activity. The transcript has a single exon. The record is from RefSeq and is a predicted model, not a curated record. Lineage: Eukaryota; Metazoa; Chordata; Mammalia; Primates; Galagidae. Gene Ontology annotation, biological process: potassium ion transmembrane transport; protein homooligomerization. Gene Ontology annotation, cellular component: voltage-gated potassium channel complex; membrane. The coding region runs from base 1 to 1818 and encodes 605 amino acids.